Molecule: messenger RNA, 1620 nt
Organism: Cordyceps fumosorosea ARSEF 2679
Lineage: Eukaryota; Fungi; Ascomycota; Sordariomycetes; Hypocreales; Cordycipitaceae
Product: LipA and NB-ARC domain protein
Exons: 2
Coding region: 1-1620 (539 amino acids)
Biological process (GO): riboflavin biosynthetic process; FMN biosynthetic process
Cellular component (GO): mitochondrion
Molecular function (GO): riboflavin kinase activity
Source: RefSeq, a predicted model, not a curated record
AUGGACUCUCGAAAGGGCGGGUUCAUUAUCCCGCGCCGGCCCGUCACCAGCGCCGCCGAUCCACCGCCCCCGGCGUACUCGGACCUCUUCCCCGAGCCGCCGCCGCCGCCGCUUCCCCCUCGUCUGCGCAUCAGCAAGUCCGUCGCGCAGCUACACGAGCUACCUGUCCAACCGCACCCCGACAUGCCCUCCCCGUCGCCCCUCUCCCGGGAAAAGCCCGCGACGACCCUCCCUCCCGGGUUCGUCUUCCCCAACGACACCUCCUCGGCACUCGGCGACCCCCCGAUCCGCAGGGCCAAGAGCUCCGUGGACCUGCGCCGACCACCAGAUCCCCCGUCCUGGAAAAAGGCCCUCGACGAGGCGCGCCACCUGGCCUCCGGCCUCCUCACCAGCCCCGCCGAGUCCACCCGCCACCACAGCAUCAUCCGGCACUCCUCCCCGCUCGUCUGGUACCGCGGCCCUUCCACCGCCGUGCUCCUCACCGUGCUCUCCUCCCGGCCCCUCCCCGCCGCGCGCACCCUCCACCUGCAGCGCCGCGGCCUCUCCGGCAACCUCGGCAUGAACCUCAAAGCCAGAGCGGGCGGCGGCAGCGGCGGCGCGGACUGGCUGGACGUGACGCCGGAGCGGCGCGCGACGCCCGCGGACCUCCCGGAGCUCGAGGAGCGCGGCGUGCAGCGCGAUCUGCGGCGUUUCCUGACCACCGCGGGGACGAGGGGCGCCCACGUGCCGCGCGAGACGCUCGCGGUGCGCAUCCCCGCGGCCGCGCAGGACGGGUACUUUCGGGUGGUGCUGUGCGGGGAGGGGGGCAAGGUGCUGGUGGGGAGUCCCGUGUUUCGGCUGGCGAGCACGGCGGCGGAGGGCGUGGGCGUGCUGCGCGGCGCGGGGCUGCGCACGGCGCCGCUCGAGGCGAGCUGGAAGGACAGCAUGAGCGCGGAGGCGAGGUACGGGCGCGCCGUGUCGUCGGCGACGAUGCGGCCGACGGUCGGCGUGCUUCCGGGGGAGGACGCACCGGAGGCGCCGUUCCCGCUGCGCGUGGCGGGACGGGUGGUGCGCGGGACGGGGCGCACGCGCGCGCGGUACGGCUUUCCGACGGCGAACUUGUCCGGCGUGCCGGAGGAGCUGACCGCGCGGGUGACGGGCUUCUUCGCGGCCUGGGCGUGCCUGGACGACGGGCCCGCGUGGUGCGAGGCGGUCGCGCGCGUCGGGCCGGCGGAGGACGCGGCCCCGAGCGUGGCGGCGAGGGGCACGGUGGCGGUGCACGUGCUGCGGGACAUGGAGGGCGAGGAGCUGCGCGGGCGGACGCUGCGGCUGCUGCUGAUGGGCUUCCUGCGGCCGCUGACGGACGGGGACGGGGACGGGGACGGGGACGAGGACGGGACGGGGGAGGAUGCCGCGCUGCAGGGCCACGCGGAUGACGUGCUGACGACGCUGGCGAGCCUGGCCAGGGAGGGCUGGCGGCCGGAGGGGAUGGGGAGCGAAGGGUGGUCGCUGGACGGCGUGGCGGGGAGGUUGGCGGCGAGGGUGGACGCGCUGCCGGUGCACAGGGCGGGGAUACGCAGCGAGGCGGGAGCGAUGAGGGAUGUGAGCUUUGGGAGGGGAGGGCUCUGGAUACCGAGAUAA